CAACCUCUUCCAUUAGAAUAAUCCCGCACUUAUUUCUCUUCACUCACCCCAUUAUUAAUACUACUACACUGCUAGCACUCCCAAGUGAGCAAGAGAAACAAAAAAAAAAAAAAAAAAAAAACCCUUCCUUUCUCCCAAAGAAAUUGUGGUAAAAAAAAGAGACAAAGUGAUCAGAACCCCAACCCCUUCCCCUUUAAUUUCCCUAGCAUUAAGAGCCUUUUUUUUUCUGUCCCUUUCUCCCUGUGCCAUCUCUGAGACAACAAGAUUCCUAAUUAAGUCCCCAGCAUGUAUUCCUUUCCAUGUUUCAUUUGCUUCUCGUCCGGGGGGGAUUUCCUUGGACUUUAAAGAACCUCUCUCUCCACACACACACAUAACAUAACCUAACCCUUUUUUUUUCUUCCCACUAUUAAUGCAAAAGUUGUGUGCAUAUAUGCAAAAGCUAUAGCUACAAACAUAGCAGGGGAUGGGAGACAUAUGAUGUCAAGAUGUUACUAGUAUUUACAUUAUGAUCGAUAAGAUGGGUGAGAUGCACAGUUACUUACACGGAGAGGGUAGUAGGGUACGUGAAGCUGAAGAGGCUAUAUAAGAAGGCACACGUUAUGCUGGUUCAGUUCAGACCGAAAAGCAACAGCAACAAAAAGUUCUGAUACUAGCUUCUAGAUCAUUGUUGUUUUUUGAUAUCUAUCAAACUUUCAGUUCAGUAAUUUCCCAUCAUCACCAUCAUGGCUUCUUCUAAUAGACACUGGCCAAGCAUGUUCAAGUCCAAGCCCUGCAGCCCUCACCACCAAUGGCAGCAUGACAUCAACGCCUCCCUCAUCUCCACUAGCUGCCACAGAAGCCCUUACUCUUCAGGAGGUGGUGGUUGUGAAGAGAGAAGUCCAGAGCCAAAGCCAAGGUGGAACCCUAAACCUGAGCAAAUCAGAAUACUGGAGGCUAUAUUCAACUCUGGAAUGGUGAAUCCUCCGAGGGAUGAGAUAAGGAAGAUAAGGGCACAGUUGCAAGAGUAUGGCCAAGUGGGUGAUGCCAAUGUCUUCUAUUGGUUCCAGAAUCGCAAGUCAAGGAGCAAACACAAACUUCGCCAUCUCCAAAACUCAUCAUCAAAGAACAUGAACCACCAUCACCACAUGAAUGUUGAUCAACAAAAUCAUACAAUUCCCACUAAUUCUUCUCUCCCUCAAACCACUACUACUGCACCCUCUUCCUCGUCAUCUUCAUCGUCUGAGAAAUCUUCCCCAAAAGAACUUAUAAUACCUACCACCAAGGUGUUCUCCAUUGGAUUCUCCGAUGCGGUGCCUAAUUCUCCAACAGCUUCUGUAAACCAGACCCGGAUUAAUGACAUCAUGCUUCCACCACCACCACCAGUUGAGGCUUUCUUCUUCCCAGUGCAACAACAACAUGAUGUGCAUCAUGGAGUAACAUCAUCAUCACAAGGGUUUUGCUUCUCUGAGCUGUCCAAUGUUGUUCAUGCUCAACAGAACAACGUUGGCCCUUGCACUAGCCUCUUGCUUAGUGAGAUCGUAGGUCAUGGUGCUGCUUCUGCUGGUGCCUCAAAGAAAGACAAGUCUCAGAUGAAAAUAAUGCACCAGCCCUCACUGCUUAAUUUCUGUGUCACUACUCCAACAACAGCAACAACAUCAACUCCUACUACUACCACCACUGUUGUUGUACCUCCCAUCACUACUACCUCUACUACUGUUUCAUCCCCCCUCAUGCCUCAGCUUCAAGGUAUUGGAGAUCCAGGUGGUGCGGCGAGAUCAACGGUGUUCAUUAACGAUGUGGCAUUCGAGGUAGCUGUGGGACCCUUCAACGUGCGUGAAGCUUUUGGAGAUGAUGUUGUGCUCAUCCAUGCCAGCAGUGGUCAACCUGUGCUAACAAACCAAUGGGGUCUCACUCUUCAUUCACUCCAGCAUGGCGCAUGUUAUUAUUUGAUAUAGGAAGUGGAAAGCUAAAGAAUGAUGAUGAUGAUGAUGAAUGCGAGGUUCUCUGUCUUGUUUUUUUUUUCCUUCUUUUUCUCAUCUAUAUCUACGUGUGUUUACUAUUAGGGUACCGGUUAUUAGAUAGGGGUUUGUAGACACCGCUAAUUAUGAGAAUGACUAAAGAUAUGCUCUAUGUUGUUUAAGUAAUAGUAUGGGAAAUUAUGACUUUCUUGACCACAUCAUAUGUAACUUUUCUCUUUAAUUUAGUUUAAAGCAAAUUAAUGAUCGUAUUAUGACA
Glycine soja is the source of this 2214-nucleotide messenger RNA. Its product is annotated as WUSCHEL-related homeobox 9-like. Gene Ontology annotation, molecular function: DNA binding; DNA-binding transcription factor activity. The transcript is spliced from 5 exons. The record is from RefSeq and is a predicted model, not a curated record. Lineage: Eukaryota; Viridiplantae; Streptophyta; Magnoliopsida; Fabales; Fabaceae. The coding region runs from base 723 to 1934 and encodes 403 amino acids. Gene Ontology annotation, biological process: regulation of developmental process.